AUGGCUCUCAAGCGCAGCAAUUGGCAGCUUGAGGUCGCAAAAGGCCUCACGCCGACAUUUGCCGCGCUUAUGGACGCCUUCAUCGUGUUUGCAAACCGCGUUCACCGCUGCCGUAGCAUCGCUGCUGCCUCGUCCGAGAUUCCGACCCUCACCUUCAGAAUUCCACAACCCCCGAGUCCGUCGGGGUCCUCAAUAGCAACGUCUCCGUCCUACGGCAAUUGCACAACACCACCGUCACCGUAUAGGAUAUCCAAAGCUAACAGUUCGUCUCUAGACAAUUUUGAGUCCCUCCUCUGCGUGAAUGGGAACAGUUGGGCUUGGGGCUUCAUGAUUGACCCAUCCGCGACGCCUCUAGAUUUACUUGUAACCCUCUAG
Molecule: messenger RNA, 375 nt
Organism: Neoarthrinium moseri
Lineage: Eukaryota; Fungi; Ascomycota; Sordariomycetes; Amphisphaeriales; Apiosporaceae
Exons: 1
Coding region: 1-375 (124 amino acids)
Source: RefSeq, a predicted model, not a curated record